UAGUUUUUUUUCUGUUUUUAAAUCCGAUUCAGGAUCAAUAUCGCACUACGUGUGUACUUGUAAGAUACACCGAUACAAUGGAUUAUAUGCCUUAAGCUUAUUUGCGAUACUAAUAGUUCUUUACACGCUUAAAGUUGUCGAAUUACCCACAACCCUCGUUGGUUUUAACCUUUCUUUCGUCGUUAACAUAAAACUUCUUUGUGUUCAACCAGAGAGGACUGUCAUGGGGAUUAACAGGCAGAAAACCUUUUAAUAAUUUACGUUUUAAUGAUAGUUUCAUUUUUUAUCACACAGAGGAUAUAGCAGUAAAUGAAUUUUCAAUACAUGGUACAUGGUGUAAGUGAUUUGGUUUUCAAGUUAUAUUAGGUGGUUUAAACAAUGGCCAGCGCAACCAGUUCGUCAAAAGGAGAAUUCCACAUUGGUGGAAAAUACAGACUUGUUCGGAAGAUCGGUAGCGGUUCAUUUGGAGAUAUUUAUCUUUCAAUAAAUAUUGCGAAUGGAGAGGAGACAGCUGUCAAAUUAGAGUCACAGAAAGCCAGACAUCCACAAUUAUUAUAUGAGAGUAAACUGUAUAAAAUUCUUCAGGGAGGAGUUGGUAUCCCACAUAUACGAUGGUAUGGCCAAGAGAAGGAGUACAAUGCCCUUGUUAUGGAUUUACUGGGACCAAGUCUCGAAGAUCUCUUCAACUUUUGUUCAAGACGAUUCAGUAUGAAAACAGUGCUCAUGUUAGCUGAUCAGAUGAUCAACAGAAUAGAAUAUGUUCACAAUAAGAAUUUCAUCCACCGUGAUAUAAAACCAGAUAACUUCCUUAUGGGUAUUGGAAGACAUUGUAAUAAAGUAUUUUUAAUAGACUUUGGCUUAGCCAAAAAAUAUCGUGAUAGUCGAACAAGACAACAUAUACCAUACAGAGAAGACAAAAAUCUCACAGGCACUGCCAGAUAUGCCAGCAUCAAUGCACAUUUAGGUAUUGAACAAAGUCGUCGUGACGAUAUGGAAUCUCUAGGUUAUGUGCUCAUGUACUUCAACAGGGGAACUUUACCAUGGCAGGGACUUAAGGCUGCUACCAAAAAACAAAAAUAUGAAAAAAUUAGUGAAAAGAAAAUGUCCACUCCAGUAGAAGUAUUAUGUAAGGGUUAUCCAGCAGAAUUUGCUAUGUAUUUGAAUUACUGCCGAGGAUUGCGGUUUGAGGAAGCACCAGACUACAUGUAUUUACGUCAGCUGUUCAGAAUCCUGUUCCGAACCCUAAAUUAUCAGUAUGAUUAUGUAUUUGACUGGACAAUGUUGAAACAAAAAGCGGCAGGGAGUUCAUCAGCAGCACACGCCUCACAAGCAUUAGCGACAGCAGGACGGUGAAAGGGCCAACCAGUCUUUCCAGGGAUCUCGUUCAACAAUCAAACUGUGAUCAUUCAUGAUUGAUUGAAAAAACUUCAUAAUGUACGGAGUGCUUGUGAAUUAUCAUACAGUCAUAAUUCAUCAGAAUUCAGUGCAAGACUUGCCCUCAGUGAGGAAGAGUAACAUUGAAAAAAGUUAUUUAUAAAUGAUCUUAGUCAAAACUAAGGCAUUCACUGAAUAAAACUUUGAAAAUUGUAUCACUGUUUUGAAAAUACUUUGUUUUCUUUGGAAGUUUUGUCCAGUUACACGACUUUCAGAAUUAUUUUAGUUUGUUUUCAAGAUUGGUUUUCUUUUUUAAAAAUAUUGAUGGAAUGAAGAAUAGAACUGCAGGAAAGAAGUGCUGGAUUCUUACAUUUUUGUUUUAAUAGAUAUUUUAAGAAUUAUGGGCUAGUUUACUUAGGUGGUAGAAUUUAUCAUUUUGAGUCUCGUUUUGAAGCCAAACUCAAAAGAGAGAAUUACUGGUAGAAUUAAUUGACAGCUGAGGGCAUUGAAAUUAAGGUUUUUGUCAAAGCCCUGACAGACAAAACUUCAACACUACAUUUCAUCUGCACGAUAGAACAUUAACCUGACACAAUACAGAAAGACAGUUUACCGAAAUGUAUUGUUGGCAUUGUGUCUUGCUCUGACUGAAGUUGUUGAUUGAUAAACCACUUUCAUUUAAAAUUAGUUCAAAGUUUUUAAUUUUGAUUAUAGAAUAAUGGGGAAAAUUUUCAAUAUUGUUCUAAGAUGUAUAUUUUCUUUUAGUGAAACAUAUCCUUUAUUAAAACUUGUAUUAAGAGUAUUAAAUAAAUUGGGAGUUACUUCCCUUACUGUUCAUGUCACUUUUGCCGCAUUCAACACUUUGCCAAUAUCCAGUCGAUGUUCUCUUGUGAUCCUGGUUGUGUUUUUGUUCUGUCCUGUGGAUGUUUUGUUCUGUGUCCAAAAAUUAGAUAUACUGAUAGAUUAGUUUUUUUUAUGUAUAAAAAUGAGAGUAAAUGGCACCAUAUGCUGUACAUCAAAACUAGACUGGCACACAGAGUUAAAAUACUGGUGCAUUUAUCUGUCAAAGAUUUAGUUGAUAUAAUAUUACUUUGUAAUUAAAUCUGGGAAUUUUCUAAGACAAAACAGCUUUGAAUUUUUAUUGUUUUUUAUGAAGUGAAGUUUUUUGAGAAGAUUCUUUUGAAAAUAUAUGGCAGGGAUAAAAGUUCAUCUGACUAGGGUUUCGGAUGGGAGUUCAGCUGAAAGUGAUGGGGUGGGGAAUUAGGGGAAGUUUUUUUUAAAACUAUUAAUAUAUGCACCCACCAGUCAUACUUAUUUUAAUGCAGACAAUAGACAAGGGUUAUUUGGUUGUGAAUAUUCACAUUAUUUUUUGUAUCAUGAUGUUUGUUUUUGUUCACACAUAUUUUCCUGCAUAUAUUUAUUUUUAUACCCCCACCAAACAUGUUUGAGGGGGGUAUAUAGGAGUCAGUUUUGUCGCGUCCCGUCCCGUCCCGUCGCGUCCCGAAAUCUAUUAUCUCAGUUAUUACCAAAUGGAUUUGAUUCAAACUUAAAAUACAUGUUCCACCUUAUCACCCACAUCAUGUGACACAAGGUGCAUAACUCUUGACACCAAGUUUUCAUGAAUUAUGUCCCCUUUUACUUAGAAUUUAGGGUUAAUUUUGCUGUAUUUUCACUCUAUCUCAGUUAUUACUAAAUGGAUUUGAUUCAAACUUAAAAUAGAUGUUCCACCUCAUCACCCACAUCAUGUGACACAAGGUGCAUAACUCUGACACCAAUUUUUUUUAUGAAUUAUGCCCCUUUUUACUUAGAAUUUAAGGUUGAUUUUGAUGUAUUUUCACUAUAUCUCAGUUACUACUGAAUGGAUUUGAUUCAGACUUAAAAUAGAUGUUCCACCUCAUCACCCACAUCAUGUGCCCACAUCAUGUGACACAAGGUGCAUAACUCUGACACCAAGUUUUCAUGAAUUAUGUCCCCUUUUACUUAGAAUUUAAGGUUAAUUUUGUUGUAUUUUCACUAUAUCUCAGUUAUUACUAAAUGGAUUUGAUUCAAACUUAAAAUAGUUGUUCCACCUCAUCACCUACAUCAUGUGACAUAAGGUGCUUAACUCUGACAUAAAUUUUUUAUGAAUUAUGUCCCCUUUUACUUUAAAUUUAAGGUUGCUUUUGAUGUAUUUUCACUAUAUCUCAGUUAUUACAAAAUGGAUUUGAUUCAAACUUAAAAUAGAUGUUCCACCUCAUCACCCACAUCAUGUGACACAAGGUGCAUAACUCUGACACCAAUUUUUCAUGAAUUAUGCCCCUUUUUACUUAGAAUUUAAGGUUAAUUUUUAUGUAUUUUCACUAUAUCUCAGUUACUACUGAAUGGAUUUGAUUCAGACUUAAAAUAGAUGUUCCACCUCAUCACCCACAUCAUGUGGCACAAGGUGCAUAACUCUGACACUAAUUUUUCUUGAAUUGUGUCCCCUUUUACCUAGAAUUUAAGGUUAAUUUUGAUGUAUUUUCACUAUAUCUCAUUCUGAUUGGCUUAGAGCCAAAGGGAAGUAACCUUUUUUUAACUUUUGUAUGGAGUUUCUUCCUCUUAAAUUCCAGGAAUUAGUCUAUUUUUAGAAAUCCUAUUUUUAGAUUUUCAAUAUUUUAGGUAUUUUUCUAACUUUUUUAUUAUAAGUCCUAUGUAAAAAGUAAAUACAUUUUUCUGUGGUAACAUGGGUUGGUAAGACACUUUUUUGUAUUCACUUUUAGUGUAUCUCUAAUAUUAGAGAUUUAAUAUAUUUACUAGUAUUACUAUACUAGUAUUAUACUAGUAUUACUUACAUGUGGAAGCCCAGGAUGAAGUACUCCAAAGACUAAGUAUUUUUAAGAUUUCUUAUGGUUGCCAUUCUUCUGUGACAAGACCGUAUGGUGGGGGUAUGAGUCACUCCUGUGACAGUUCUAGUUUAAUUUAGUCCUGGGGUAAAUGGCAGUAAAUGCAGUUUUUUUGUUUUCCUUGGUUUAGUGUUUUUUUGACUGUUAGAAGAAAAUUCAUUAAAAUAUUCUGUAAUAAUUUUCUCAUUAUCAAGUUCAUCAAUAAGUUCUGCAGGGUUAGUCUUGUCAAGUUUUUCACUUUUUCAUUAAAUUACACUUUUAAGAUAAAUAUUAUUUUCUUGAGAAGUAAGUAUUCCAGAGAUAACCUCUUGUUAAAGAUUAGAACUUGAGAGCAGUCUCAGAAAUCCAGCAUAUGAUUGGUUGAUUAUGUUCUUACUAUCAAAAUGAGCUAAUGGCAAUGCCAAAUUUUCAGACGGGUAUGCAGACCAUGUUUCAUAAUUUUAAAACCAGUCUGAAACUGAAAAAAAAUCUUAUAAUUCACCAAGACUGGUCUGCAAACUUAGUUUUGUAGUCUUUAAACCAGUCUGAAAGUGAGAAGAAUUUUAAAAUUUACCAAAAGCAAAGCUUAAUUGUGAAACUUGUCUUAUAACCUUGGAGCUACUCGGCUGCAUGUCCAUUUGUAAUUCUUUAUUUUUAAAUAGGUCAUAAGGAAUGUUUUAUAAUGCAAUAAAACAAACAAAAAGAAAUCUUAAUAGAAAUGUAUAAUUGUUACAAUGAUUGAAACACAGUGUUUUAUUUAUGCCACAAUUUUUUGUUGUUACUUUGAAUGUAAAUAUGAUAGAUGUGUAAACUAAAUAUAAUAUGUUUAAUUUAUUUUGUUCAUUUGAAUCGUCAGAUUAUGUUUGAGGGAUCUUAUAGGGUGAAUAAUUGGAGAAAAACAAAACAAAUAAACUCAAAAGGUUAUGAAGUUUUUGUAUAGCUUGUUGGUUUAGCUGAAGUUAAAAUUUUAACAAGCACAGUAAAGAUCAAUGCGCAUUAUACACACUAAAAUACAGUAGUAGAUUUUUGCCAAGUGUGUUAAAAGGAUAUAUAAUUGAAAGUAUAUUUUGUAUUUGUGUGUAUAUAAAAUUCCCGUGCUAAGAUUUUAUAUAUGAGGGGUUACAAGUUAUCUAGCUAUGUAGUGUGACCUAAGUAUGGGGGUUUGAAAGGAAGUCACAGCAUGUAUGUUAGUUCUCAGUCAUGUUGAUACAGGUGUUAUAACUGUUAAGCUUUUUAAAAAGCUGUAUGGCAUUUUGUCUUUUGUUACUAUAUACAUGUAUGUAAGUGUUAUAUUUUAUUUUGAAAGAAGAAGACAGUUUGGAAAAUUUUGGAGAAUUUGAAUUCCAGUGUUGUUAGAUACAUACAAUAUCAAGCACCAUUCGUGUUAUUAAGGAAACAUUACACAAAAUUGAAACAGAAAAUGUCUUUGUUUUCACUUUUUACUGCAGAAAGAAUUGUGUUCAGACAAUAUUUGUUUGAUUUGUGUACCAUUGGCUGGCUUCAGAUAAAAGCUGUACACCAGUAUGCUAGUGUAACUGGUAGAAUUUAAGCAAUCCAAUAAUCGUCAACCACUUGAUAAAUUUCCUUCAUGACAGUUGAACAAAUAAAUUAUGUUAAAGAUAUUCUCUGUCCCAUGUGGUCUCCUCCAUGUUGGCAAGUUGCUAUUCUGAUCUGUUGCAUGUAAGGAAGUUGUAAUGGAUGAGCACAGAAUUGUGCAACAUUAAGGAAGUUGCUGAUUACUUGCUUAGACCUUGUUACUUAUGGUCAGAAGUAUACUUGUACCAAGUUACAUUAGCUGCCAUUUUGUGAAUGCCUUUAAAUUUGAAGAGGCAUUUAAAUGAAUAAAUGUUAUACACCUAGAUGGUACUGUUUAAUCCACCUUUCCUUCAGAAAGUUUUCCUUGAUUUCUGUUUAAAUAUAGGACAAGACCGUUUAUAAGUUGAUCUAAAGAACUCUAAGGGUGGUAAUAGGAACUUAAAUUCUCAAAAUAUUCUGAUCAUUUUUUCGUUAAUCAUGGAAAAAAUGAUUUUGAUAGUGUAUUUUCUGUGAAAUGUUUUCUUCUCAAAAACUUUCAUUUGCAACAAGUUUACAUGGGCCAUAAUUUUUCACAGGGGGAAAAUACAUUUUUGCCAAAAAAUUUACAUUAUAAAAGAUAUACUGCUAAUUUACCUUUAGCCUUCUGGCGGCAAUUGAUUCUGCCUUUGCGACCAGUGCAGACGAAGAUCAGCCUGCACAUCCCUUAUUAACAGUUAAUGGUACUGUCCAAAUUGUAAGAUGGACAAGUUCGUUAUAGAAAAUUAGCAGGGUAAGGGUUUAAGGAUCCAAAUACCAACACUGGAUAAUAUAUAAAAUAUAUCUAUACUUUGCAAAAUAAAGCUACAGUUUAUGAAAAACCCUUUACUAGAUUCGGUGGGUGAGAUAGUAAGUUAAAAGACAAUGAACAACACUGCUUAUACAAUAUCAGCAUUCAGAUUUAUGUAUAAAUACCUUUAACAUAUACAUUUAACCUUUAUUCACAUUAUAUUUUGUACAUGUUUUAAUUUGAACGACGGUUUCUUAUACUAGUUUUACACUGUAUAUAAAAUGACAGCAUUUUAUAAGUACAAGUUGUUUUUAAGACAUUUUGUUGUUGAGUGAACAGAGAAUUGCCAAAAGCGUAGUCAUUGUAAGUUUGUUGUUACUGUGAAUGGGUUGGUGAAACUGAUAUAAAUAUCCAGUUAUUUAAAAAACUGGUGAUGUGGUAUAGAAUGCUUUUCAAUACAUAACAAGAAUUACCUCCCUUGGUUACCUUACAGUCUGAAUGUAGUUUUACAAUACACUUUCCUAGUUUGAUGAUACUGCAAUUAGGUUUUACAUGGAAUUAGAAAACUGCCCAUUCCUGUGAUGGAGAUUUAUUUACACAGUGUAUUUGGGUUUUACGGCGCACCAACACAGUAUAGGUUAUAUGGCACCAAACAGGACUACAAUUUUUGGUUUCACAUCUUAUUUACAUCGAAAUAAAAACAUGAGGUAUGGAAUCAAAAUUUGCAUAAUGUGAUGGAGAAGUCUGGGAAAUUCUCAAAAAUAGUGGUAAAUUUUUCAAAUACAAUGUCCUUUUUAGCUUGAUGUUUUAAAAUUUUCCAAAUAGUAGAGCUUUUGUAAUUACCCUUUGUCGAUGUUCACUUCUGCAUCACAAAAGUUCAGGUUUGCAUGUACGCAGGUUUCUCGGAAACAACUAGGCGAAAUGCUUUCACACUUCAAUGAAUUAGAUUCCUAAAUUAAAUAUUGGAUGUACUCUAUUAAUAAUGCUGUUUGGAAUGGCAACCAAGGGAGAUAAUUUCUAAUUGUGAAAAAGUUCCACUGGCAUCUAAUACUUCUGUUUUGAAAAGAGCAAGAUUUUAGAAUUAGAGACUAUUAUUUUUUAUUUGAUAUGUUUUUUUCUCCUUUUUACAAGAUUUAAAAGAGAGAAAAAAAAUCAGAUCCAAAAAAAAAAAAAAAUUUGUAUGGCGGUUAUUUUACUUGAUUUCUUUCACUGAAAAUAUUAGCUCAGUCUUCUUUGUAGCACAAUUUUUUUUUAUUGAGAACUCACUGUGUGUGUUGACUGUUUACCUGUAUUGUUACUGGUAUUUUUGUUUCACUUUAUUUUGCUAGAGAUAGUUAAUUAUUAUUUUGUCUUAAAUUGUUGUAAAUAAUUGUAAAUAGAUUGUCUGUAAUUGUAUCAGAAUGACCAGAUUAAAAACAAUGAAAUGAGA
Messenger RNA from Mercenaria mercenaria, 7942 nucleotides. Its product is annotated as casein kinase I-like. The coding region runs from base 379 to 1353 and encodes 324 amino acids. Lineage: Eukaryota; Metazoa; Mollusca; Bivalvia; Venerida; Veneridae. The record is from RefSeq and is a predicted model, not a curated record. Gene Ontology annotation, molecular function: ATP binding; protein serine/threonine kinase activity. The transcript is spliced from 9 exons. Gene Ontology annotation, biological process: negative regulation of canonical Wnt signaling pathway; peptidyl-serine phosphorylation; signal transduction. Gene Ontology annotation, cellular component: cytoplasm; nucleus.